AUGAGAGAAACAAACUCGAACAAGGCGAAACAAGAGCACGAAUACCAGGUGGAUCGGAGAGGCGCCGACGGCUCCGAAGGCGAAACGAGCGUGAAAAAGAGACAGGAGAGAAAGGGCGCAAUACUCUUCACCAUGACAAUUAGACCCAAGCAAGCCAAGCCCAAGCCCAAGGCCCCUGAAAUGAAUCGUGUUGGCAAAGAAUUCCCAACUUACUGUUGA
This is a messenger RNA of Sporothrix schenckii 1099-18, 219 nucleotides long. RefSeq lists its product as uncharacterized. Bases 1 to 219 code for a protein of 72 amino acids. The transcript has a single exon. NCBI's taxonomy places the organism in Eukaryota, Fungi, Ascomycota, Sordariomycetes, Ophiostomatales, Ophiostomataceae. The record is from RefSeq and is a predicted model, not a curated record.